Messenger RNA from Oncorhynchus masou masou (cherry salmon), 6943 nucleotides. RefSeq names its product cytospin-A-like. Gene Ontology annotation, cellular component: filamentous actin; microtubule organizing center. Gene Ontology annotation, molecular function: protein binding. Gene Ontology annotation, biological process: actin cytoskeleton organization. The record is from RefSeq and is a predicted model, not a curated record. NCBI's taxonomy places the organism in Eukaryota, Metazoa, Chordata, Actinopteri, Salmoniformes, Salmonidae. The transcript is spliced from 16 exons. Bases 222 to 3608 code for a protein of 1128 amino acids.
GGCAAGGCUCUGGGAGGCAAUAAGCAGGCUGCUGUUCGCUGCAUUGACAACUGAAAAGCAUCGUGUCAGAUGGACCGAAUUGGAAUAACCUCCAGUAUCUGUCUCAGCUACAAAGCUAUCUUAAGAUGUAUUCGCAAACCCUUAUUAAUUUUCACUCUUCAAGGAUCAAAUAGAAGAAGCCACGAUUGAGGUGUAAAUGUUUGGGCAUCAGAGAGCCCAGUAUGAAGAAGACAGGCAGGCCGGUGGUGAGUAAGGCUCAGAGUGGAGAGAGGGGGAAGACUGAAGGCGCUGCUACAGGAAUCACAGGCAAGGCUGCAGCCAAGACCACCACAACGGCACCUCUGUCAAAGGUUAAAAGCAAUGAUGAUCUGCUAGCAGCAAUGGCAGGGGGCACUCCAGCUAUGACCAGCGCUGUGACCAAGAACAAGAGGACUGCCUCCACAGGGACCAGCAGUGGUAACCCAGACAGUAAACCAAAGACUAGCUCAAGUUCUUCAGCCAAACGUGUGACGUCCUCUACCUCCAAGGAGCCCAACUCGUCAAGGGACCGUCUGCGAACAUCCAGAACAUCGGCUAGUAAGAAGCAGUCAUUGUCAGGGACGGGGCAGGAGGAUGUGGCCCAGGGAAAGCGCUCUCGCACCCAGCAGCUGGCAGAGUCUGAGAGCCGCAUGAACAAGUCUAAAUCAGACAGCCAGAUCAGUGUCAAGGUGGCCCUGGAGACCAAGGUGAAAGACCUGCUGGGUUUGGCCAAGAGCAAAGACUUGGAGAUCCUGCACCUGCGCAGCGAGCUGAGGGACAUGAGGGCCCAGCUGGGCCUGGGAGGGGAGGAGGUUCCCACAGAGGAGGGAGGAGGAGGAGGAGGGGAGGAGGAGAAGCCACAGGAGAGGGAGGUGUCAGCCAUCACAGCAGCGGAUGUGGAGUCCACACUGCUUCUCCUGCAGGAGCAGAACCAUGCCAUUCGUGAGGAGCUGAACCUGUUGAAGAGUGAGAACCGCAUGCUGAAGGACCGGCUCAACGCGCUGGGCUUCUCCCUGGAGCAGAGGCUGGAUGGCUCUGACAAGUUCUUCAGCUACCCCUCCCUGAGCCCAGACCUGGCAGUCAGCAGCGGGCACAGUGAUGGCGGGGGCACUGGUACCCUCACCUCCUCUGUGGAAGGCUCUACCCCUGGCUCCUUGGAGGACCUGCUGACGGCCCAGCAGCACAGUGGUUCAGUGGACAACCUGGACAGUGAGUCCAGCGAGGUCUACCAGGGCGUCACCUCCAGCGAUGAUGCCCUGGACGCCCCCUCCGGAGCCUCGUCCUCCUCAGAGUCGGAGAGCGUGCCCAGGCGAGAGCGCUCACACCGGGGCAGCAGCAGCAACGCCAGCGAGGUGUCUGUGGCCUGCCUGACGGAGCGCAUUCACCAGAUGGAGGAGAACCAGCACAGCACGGCCGAGGAGCUGCAGGCCACACUACAUGAGCUUGCUGACCUGCAGCAGAUUACCCAGGAGCUGAACGGAGAGAACGAGAGGCUAGGGGAAGAGAAGGUAAUCCUCAUGGACUCCCUGUGCCAGCAGAGCGACAAGCUGGAGCACUACGGCCGGCAGAUUGAGUACUUCCGCUCUCUGCUGGACGAUCACCACGUGUCCUACGUCCUGGAGGAGGACAUCAAGAGCGGCCGCUACAUGGAGUUGGAGCAGCGCUACGUGGACCUGGCCGACAACGCCCGUUUUGAGAGGGAGCAGCUGCUGGGAGUGCAGCAGCACCUCAGCAACACGCUAAAGAUGGCGGAGCAGGACAACGCUGAGGCCCAGGAGGUAAUUGGGGCUCUGAAGGAGAGGAACCACCACAUGGAGCACAUCAUGGAGUCUGAGAGGCAGGACCGGGGGGCCAUGGUGGCAGCGCUGGAGGAGUACAAGGCAGCGGUAAGCUGUGAGCAGGUAGAGCUGAGCCGCUGCAGGGCCCAGCUGGACCAGGAGAGGCAGAAGGUGGCUGAGCUCUACUCCAUCCACAACUCUGGAGACAAAAGUGACAUCUGCCAGCUGCUGGAGGGGGUUCGGCUGGACAAGGAGGCGGCGGAGGCCAGGGCUGCCAAACUGCAGGAGGAGCUGAGCCACGCCCGCACUGAUGUCACCAGACUGCAGGACACCCUCAGUAAGCUGGAUCGGGAGUACCGGGACAUCCAGGAGCAGGAGCAGAAGCAAAUGGCAGAGCAGAAGCGUGGGCUGGAGAAGCAGCGAGUGGAGCUGCAGGAGAAGGAGACUGAGAUCGGGGACAUGAAGGAGACCAUCUUUGAGCUGGAGGACGAGGUGGAGCAGCACCGAGCUGUAAAACUCCACGACAACCUCAUCAUCACAGACCUAGAGAACUCUGUUAAAAAACUGCAGGACCAGAAGCGUGACAUGGAGCGGGAGAUUAAGAUUCUGCACCGGAGGCUGAGGGAAGAAUCGGCAGAGUGGCGUCAGUUCCAGGCUGAUCUGCAGACGGCCGUGGUCAUCGCUAAUGACAUCAAGUCGGAAGCACAGGAGGAGAUUGGGGAUAUGCGGCACCGUCUCCGCGAGGCCCAGGAGAAGAACGAGAAGCUUGGCAAGGAGCUGGACGAAGUCAAGAACCGCAAGCAGGAUGAGGAGAGGGGCAGGGUAUAUAACUACAUGAAUGCAGUGGAGAGGGAUCUGGCUGUACUGAGGCAGGGCAUGGGCCUGAGCCGUCGCUCCUCUACCUCCUCUGAGCCCUCUCCAACCGUCAAAACCCUCAUCAAGAGCUUUGACAAUGCCUCCUCACAAGGUACCCCAACCUGCGAGUGCCCAGUCCCCACGACCGCUGCACCUGCUGCUCCGACAGCACCUGCUGCCACAUUACCACGCACUCCCCUAAGCCCCAGCCCCAUGAAGACCCCUCCUGCAGCCGCCAUCUCACCCAUACAGAGACACUCCAUAACUGGGUCCAUUUCUGCACCCAAAACCCUCUCCUCUAUGAGUGACAAAAGGCCCAGCUACGCAGACAUCAGCAUGCCAGCAGAGCAUCUUCUCAGGGGCUCCUCUGCCAGCCGCCCUGCCUCUGCUCUCCAGAGGGUGUCCAACAUGGACUCAUCAAAGGCCAUGGCCAUCUCAGUGUCCCGCAGGAGCAGUGAGGAGAUGAAGAGGGACAUCUCUGCACCUGAAGGUGGCUCCUCCUCUCUGAUGGCCAUGGCCUCUGCUUCCUCCCUGUCCUCCUCCUCCCCCACCGCCUCUGUCACCCCCACCGCACGCAGCCGCCUCCGAGAGGAGCGGAAGGACCCCCUCUCAGCGCUGGCCCGGGAGUAUGGGGGGUCCAAGAGGAACGCACUGCUCAAGUGGUGCCAGAAGAAGACUGAGGGUUACCAGAACAUUGACAUAACAAACUUCAGCAGCAGCUGGAAUGACGGCCUUGCGUUCUGCGCUGUGCUCCACACCUACCUGCCUGCUCACAUCCCCUACCAGGAGCUCACCAGCCAGGAAAAGAGGCGUAAUUUCACACUAGCCUUCCAGGCUGCAGAGAGUGUGGGGAUCAAGUCCACUCUGGACCUCAAUGAGAUGGCCAGUACUGAGAGACCAGACUGGCAGAGUGUGAUGACCUAUGUCACAGCCAUCUACAAGUACUUUGAGACCUGAUGUGAUCUCUCCACCCAACAUGGCAAGCACAACCUGCAGUCCAACCUGCUAGCUCCUCUGACCUUAGCGCACCUCCAACACUUCAACUCGCCAUUCAACUCAGCUGUUAUGCCUCUGAGCCACCCUUCACCCCAACACCCAGCCAUGCCGCACACCGGCUGCUCUGUCUCUCGUCUAGACGUCUUCUAGUUUGAGUCACCAUAAGAAACGUAGAAAUAAGCUCACUGUUGACUUCCUAAAGCUAAUCAUGGAUAUUUCUAUGAUGAACAUUUUUCACUGACACGUUUAGUGUGAUGAACACAGCCUAAGGGCUCUUCAAGCACCUGUUCAGGGCCUGCUCUGUUUGGGAUGCUAUUUAUACUCUUAUCCAUUACUGGAUAACCCAUUUGAGGUGAUCCUCAGUGUCUGGUUAAACCAGUAUGAACUGAGCUACGAUAAGAGCCUGCAGAUCUACAAUAAGAGCCUGCAGAUCUACUAGCUCUACUCUCCUUGACCAGAGUUGGGGAACAUGCUACAGACUAUCCCAGCCUUUGUGCCUUGCACCUGGCUUUGAUUCUUCUAACCAAGUGGUUAUCCCAAAUGUUUAAGCCAAACCAUACCCAGUGUGCAGUGUGUCCACCCUAGGAAUCAUGGGACAAAUUUUCUAUGGAAAUCAGCCAAGGCAUUUUUUGCUCCAUUGUCUUCCUGACCCAUUAAACACUUUGUGAAGGGGCUUCUUCUAUUGUGGAUUAAGUGCCUGUUUGAUUUACAUCGCUGGAGGUUUACUAAGAGACGGUUGGAGCAACAAUUGCUCAAAUUAAACGUUUCAAUGCUCCAUUCCUUCAAAGCAGCUUUGGAGGAAUCUAAGUGAAGCUUUUUAGAAGUGAUUCUGCAGUUCUAUGAACACUAGCUACAUCAUAAGGGAAACGCUGUCAGGUGCUCUCUUGGUCACCUGUAAGAUUCAAGUUACAAUUUGAUGUGCUUUUGGACUAUUUUUAGGAGAGUGAUCAUUGCUACGUUAACAUCAUUUGUUUUGCUAACAGACACCAACUCAUAGAAAACAAUAGGCUAUACAGAACCAACACAAUGUCUCUCAGUGAUGGUUUUCUCAAGUAGAACUGUCUUAAUCCUGAACCAAAAAAGUAACUUGGUCAAGUGUCCUAUCUGUGUGAAGUCAAGGGCUAGACUUCCAAAAAGUAACUUGGUCAAGUGUCCUAUCUGUGUGAAGUCAAGGGCUAGACUUCCAAAAAGUAACUUGGUCAAGUGUCCUAUCUGUGUGAAGUCAAGGGCUAGACUUCCAAAAAAGUCCUAGCUCUUGGUGAUUUGAUUGUGGUAAAUGUUUCCCCAGCAUGUUGAGUCUCAGGGUUGGAUGUUCUCUUGUUGUUGUCAUCAAUCAUGAUAGGGGAAGAGUUUUUUUCAGAUGCAGAACGCAUCCGUUUUGCUGCUGGAGCCAAAUGUAUUAACACAUUGUUCGUUUUGACACAUUACUUCCACCAACAGCAGACUGAAACUCCCAAGAUUGGUCACAGUCCAGUUGUUCUGAACUGUAAGAUUUGUGUGUUAUUAGACCCUCUGAGCUCAACAAUGACUAAGUUAUUGUGUGUGUAACCUAACUCUGUGACUUGAUAUACUCCAUCUUGCCAGUAACAUUUAACAUGGGGUGGGGGAUACUAACUACAAGAGAUGCACAAGGAACUCAAUGGUACAUUUUAUAUUUGAGCUUUCUUUGUGUUAUCACUUGCCACCCAAUUGACUUUAUUGAUAAAGCUGUACUAACACUAAUCAUGUGUACAUCAAUUCUAUGUAGUUUACAUAGUCACCAAGAAAGAUAUUGGAAUGAAGAAUGACUGUGUUAUGCUAUUGAGCCUCUGCUUAUUGAAGUUUGUGUGGGUUAAUUAGCAUGGUUUAAUCCACCUCGGAGUGUAGUGAUGCAAGUGUUACAAAUGUUAAUGUAAUCUUCAUAUAAUGUGAAUCUAUGACUUUUCAUCACACUGCUGCACUGAUGUCUCUCCUAAACUCAUAAUGUAUGAUGACGAUUUGCCUUUCAUGUGGUCCCAACCACACUCCUGUAUCAUUUCAGAAUGGUACAGUAUGCAAUCGAUACUCCCUCGUUGGUGUACCAUUUUAGGCUUAGGCCCCCUUACGUCUAUGAUCGAACACACUCGCAUGUGACCAUAACUUUGUAGGGACAACAUUUUUCUGAAUAUAUUUAAAAGCACAUUUGCGCCUGUCUGCUUGCCAAGCCACCUUCCCACCAGCUGUACAGGUGCACUGCAUGGUGUUUGACAAAGCACAACUUGAAACACAAUUACUCGUUUUUUUUGUGUCGAUCAGUGUGGUUGGAGAGUAAGACUGGGCGGUUAAAUGUUGUGUUGGUGGUCUAUUGUAUGGAUAAACACUCAUUUGUGAGAGCGCAUGUGCUGUGACUGUAAUUAUUAUCAUUAUCAUGUAUGGUAUUUACUAUUGAACAGUGAGCACAGUAUGUCAACGCUAACUCGUCUAUUUAUGAUUCCCAUUGCUAUACUGCAACCCUGUCUUAAAUUUGAUUUGCAUUGGAUCCAAACACUAGUUGGUCUGCAAUUAUUCUAUUAUGUGAAGCUACUUCUUGCCAAGUGUUAAAAAUGGAAUCUCUUGAUCAUGUUCCAAUGGACAUUGGUAUUGAUAUAAGUGGUCCUUCAUGUUGUGAUCUAUGAGGACUGAAACCUUGCCCUAACAUUCUACUCAACUGUACAGUGUAGACAGAAUGUAGUUGACCUAUUAGAUAAUACAAUGUGUUAAAAUAUCAGGAUGCUACCAUCUUGACAUAUCAUUCACCACUGAAGAAUAUUGGUCUGAUUUUGCUUGAUUUCAUUCAAUAAGUUGCUCAUAUUUUCCAUGGCUUCUGCAUUUUCUUCUGUUUCUUUCUACACUACUUCACAAAAAAAAUGUGAAAAGAACUUUAAAGCAUGUUUUUAUUUUUACGGGUCCGUUAGAGGUAAUUCUGUUUACUUGAAAGGUUGAGGUUUUUCUAAGCUGCUUUCUUUUGGUUCUUAUUAAUGGUGCCUUUUGCCUACAAAUGUAUGUCAUUCUUGCCAGAGUUUUACUUGGUAAUAAGGAGGCCAAGAGGCCCAUGUUUCCUUUUGUCUCAUUCUGUCUCUAAAUCAUGAUUGCCACAAUAUGAAUUUCCAAUGGAGUGUCUUGAAUCAAAAUGUGUCCUGUUGAUUGGGUAAUGAUAACAUCAAGAGUAUGGUGUAGGGAAGUAAGCCAAAUGCACAUUAUGAUCAUCAACAAUUCGGUAAAAAAAAAGUAAAGGCUUAUCUGUAUUUAUAUUGUUUUGUUUGCAGACCAGUAAUAUUAAAGAAUCAUUGCAACAGGAA